Molecule: messenger RNA, 2166 nt
Organism: Hemisphaericaspora subhashii
Lineage: Eukaryota; Fungi; Ascomycota; Pichiomycetes; Serinales; Debaryomycetaceae
Exons: 1
Coding region: 1-2166 (721 amino acids)
Source: RefSeq, a predicted model, not a curated record
AUGUCAACAAUCUUAUCAGCUGCUCUGUCUGUGCCGCAUCCUACAUCUGAUAAUGCUACUCCUUCGUCUCCUAUCAAUAUAAAAAAGAAUGCUAGAAGCGCAUCUCCAUCAGAUGAUACUCACCCUGAAAUGCGUUCAUCACCGUAUUCUAGAAGAGUAUCUUUUAAUAACUUGCAUCCUGAUGAUGACUCUAAUGUCCCUCCAAAUCAGGCCAUUUAUAAUUUGGGAUCCCCUAAUUUCACUCCAUCUUAUUCAUUAUAUUCAGCCCCACAAACAUUGGGUUCAGCAUCACAUUCAUCUCAAGUACCAAGUUUUGAAUCUACUUUUGGGACUUUAGUAACUAAAGCAAAUACUUAUAUCCCAAGAAAGAGAUUGAAAUUACCGGAUCCUCCUUCAAAAUCAAUACUUAAAAAUAAAGUAAGUGAACAACAAUUGGAAUAUAAUGAAAAAAAUGAUUUACUUCAAGAUGAAGGAAAUAUUGAAGAUGCAACUACACAUUAUCAUGAUGAAGAAGAAAUCUUGGCUGGCCCAGAUUUACCUCCUCCUCCCCCAACUGGUAUUACUGAAACUCCAAGAAGAAAAUCAUACGCUGGAAUGACAGAUGAAGAAUUAUUAGCAUUAGAUCCUCAAUUUCAAACAAAAUCAAUUCAUGAUCUUGAUAAAUUUAAAUUUGAUAAUCAAAAGACUUAUUAUUUAUCCCCAUCUACUAGAAAACCAUCUUCAACUCCUAGUCUUCUUUCUCAACCAACUUCUAAAAAAAUCAUUUAUCCUACUUCAAAUGAAAAUAACUAUAGAUCAAUAAGUUUAACGGUUAAACAUGAUGAAUUUGAUACUAUACCAUAUAAUAGAACCUUGUUGACUGUCUUGACUGGAAGAAAACAUACUUGGAAUACUAUAGAUUGGUUAUUAUUGAUUGAGCAAGAUAAGCCUGAAGAAAGUAGUUUUUUAAUUGAUGGAGAUUAUUUGAUUAUUGCAUCUUUGAUUCCAAAUAAGUUCAUUAAGGAUUAUACCAAUAGAAGAAAGAAGGUUUCAAUAUAUGAUUUCUUACAUAAGAAGUGUACCAAUUUAUUAAAUUAUGCCGUUGAAUAUUCCGCUAAAUUAAAUUUAAAAUUGAAAAUCACCGUUGAAUUCGUGCUUGAUAAUUCUGAAGAAUCAGCCUUAAGUACAGUUAAAGUCAUUUACGGUGAAAAAUAUAUGUUACAAAACGUUUUUAGACAAUAUCAACCAAAUAUAAUCAUUGUAGGAAACAAAUCAUCAAAUCUUAAUUUCAAAUAUCCAAUCAAAAUGGCCCCAAAUCAUCAACAAUAUAUGAUUAAAUUAUCUUCCUAUAUUUUAAAAUAUUCAACUAUCCCAGUGAUAUUUGUUGGUAAUGAUAUCUUAUCUCGUCCUGAUGCGAAACAACCCAGUACAUCCACCUUAAAAUUUGAACCUAGUCCUCCACCACCCGCAAAUGCUGCCCCGAAAAUCUUAUUAUCCUCCGCCACCCCAUCUUCAUCAGUCAAUGCAGAAUUAACACAACCUUCCACAUCAACUCCUCAAUCCUUAUCAUCCUCCCCAUCAAGAAGUUCAUUAGAUUCCUCAAUUGAAUCCUUCUCACCUGAAAGUGAAGAAGAUUUAACAAAAAGAUUAACUGCAAGUUCCGAAGAAUUACGUAGACACACCUAUAACAAACAACUAGGUGAAAUACAUGCAAGGGACUUUAGUGAUCCUCAAAAAUUCCUUGAUUUAAUAAUCACAAUCUCCGAUAAUUCAUUCAUUGAAUCCAGUAAUUACUUAACGGCAUUAAAUUCAAAAGAUUAUGCCAAUAUAAAAUUUGACGAAAAGAUUCAUUCUAUAUAUAGGUCCCAAACCACCCCUGGUGCUAUUCAUACUUCGAAUGAUGAUGCUCAUCAUUAUGAUACUCAUCAUGGAGGGGCACCGAUCUAUAAAGUAAGAUCAAUGAUUAGUUAUGAUGAUGAUGAAGAAGUGAAGAAUGCGAAAUUGAGAAAAGAUUUAAAGAAGAGAAGAGCAAGUGAUAAAGGAAGUGGUGGUGGUGGUAGUAAUAGUGGAAGUAGUUCAGGGAUUAAUUCUACAAAGAGUAAUGAAUCAAGUAUUGGACUGGGAAAAUCAAAUUCAGAAAAGAAGAAGAAAUCAUUUUGGAAGAAAUUGGGAUUUAAGAAGAAGUAA